AUGGUACGUCCUGGAAUUGUGUUUCUCCUGGUCCUUUCUUUUGGUUUGCUACACCAUGGGAGUGGCCGGCCCUCCCGCACCAGGAAGGCAGAGCCCACCAGGCAGACAGCAGAUGAGGAUGAUGUGAAGACCCAGAUAGCCAAGCUGUGGCUGGAGGUGAACUCUCUGAAAGAAAUGCAGGCACUGCAGACAGUUUGCCUUCGUGGCAUCAAGGCCCACAAGAAAUGCUACCUGGCUGUUGAGGAGCUGAAGCAUUACCAUGAGGCCAAUGAGGAUUGCAUUGCACAGGGUGGUACCCUGGCCACCCCCCGGGACCUGAACGAAAACAAUGACCUGAGAGACUACGCCCAGAGGACCUCUCCAGGCUCUAAGGAUUUCUGGAUUGGGGUGACGGACAUUGUGAAGGAGGGCCAGUAUGUAGAUGUCAACAGCAUGCCGAUCACCUACUUCAACUGGGACCGCUCCAAGAAGCAGCCCACAGGGGGCAAGCGGGAGAGUUGUGUCACCCUCUCCCUGGCCUCGCAGGGCAAGUGGCAUGAUGAGGUUUGCCGCAGUCUGAAAAAGUACAUUUGUGAAUACCUCAUUCCCUAA
This is a messenger RNA of Megalops cyprinoides (Indo-Pacific tarpon), 591 nucleotides long. It is a transcript of the gene clec3a, whose product is annotated as C-type lectin domain family 3, member A. The record is from RefSeq and is a predicted model, not a curated record. NCBI's taxonomy places the organism in Eukaryota, Metazoa, Chordata, Actinopteri, Elopiformes, Megalopidae. The transcript is spliced from 3 exons. Bases 1 to 591 code for a protein of 196 amino acids.